CCGGAGCCGGAAGCGGCGGCGGACGCGGCCAGGCCCGGUGGUGCCGGAGCGCUGCGGCCCCGCCAUGAGCCGGCCGCCGGCCCUGCAGGUGCAGACCUGCGGUCCCUGGGAGAUGAAGGAGCGCCUGGGCACCGGCGGCUUCGGCAACGUCAUCCGCUGGCACAACAAGGAGACCGGCGAGCAGGUGGCCAUCAAGCAGUGCCGGCAGGAGCUGAGUCCGCGCAACCGAGACCGCUGGGCGCUGGAGAUCCAGAUCAUGAAGAGGCUGAACCAUCCCAACGUGGUGGCUGCCCGUGACGUCCCUGAAGGGAUGCAGAAGCUUGCACCCAAUGACUUACCCCUGCUGGCCAUGGAGUACUGCCAAGGCGGAGACCUCCGCAAGUACCUGAACCAGCUGGAGAACUGCUGCGGCUUGCGGGAAGAAGCUAUCCUCAUCCUGCUCUCUGAUAUUGCUUCUGCUCUCAGGUACCUUCAUGAGAACAGGAUCAUCCACAGGGACUUGAAACCAGAGAACAUUGUGCUGCAGCAAGGAGAGCAAAGGCUGAUACACAAAAUCAUUGACCUCGGGUACGCCAAGGAGCUGGAUCAGGGCAGCCUGUGCACGUCCUUUGUUGGCACUCUGCAGUACUUGGCUCCAGAGCUGCUGGAGCAGCGGAAGUACACGGUGACAGUGGAUUACUGGAGCUUCGGCACGCUGGCCUUUGAGUGCAUCACUGGGUUCCGACCCUUCCUACCCAACUGGCAGCCAGUGCAGUGGCACACCAAAGUGCGCCAGAAGAGCGAGCUGGAUAUUGUAGUUUCAGAAGACUUAUCUGGAGAAGUCAAAUUUUCUAGCAGUCUACCCUGCCCAAACAACCUGAACAGCGUUUUGGCUGGGAGGCUGGAGAAAUGGCUGCAGAUGAUGUUGAUGUGGCACCCACGGCAGAGAGGCACAGAUCCUACCUAUGGACCCAAUGGGUGCUUCAAAGCUUUGGAUGACAUUUUGAACUUGAAGCUGCUUCAUGUUUUGAACAUGGUUACGGGCACUGUGCACACCUACCCUGUGACGGAGGAGGACACUCUGCAGACUGUGAAGGCCAGGAUCCAGGCAGACACUGGGAUCCCAGAGCAGGACCAGGAGCUACUGCAGGAAGCUGGACUUGCAUUGUUUUCCCAGAAGCUGGACACUAAACACAUAGCUGACAGCAAAGUGAAUGAUGCUGCAGCUGCAGACACAAACCUCCUCUUCCUCUUCGACACGCAGAAGGUUGCCUACGAGGCUCAGGUCGCUUUGCGUCCUCAUCCCGAGAGUGUGGACUGCAUCCUCCAGGACCCAAAGAGGACUCUGCACUUCUUCCAGCUGCGGAAGGUGUGGGGGCAGAUCUGGCACACGAUCCGGACGCUGAAGGAGGACUGCAACCGGCUGCAGCAGGGGCAGCGAGCGGCCAUGAUGAAUCUCCUGCGUUACAACAGCACCCUCUCCAAGAUGAAGAACUCCAUGGCCUCCCUUUCCCAGCAGCUGAAAGCAAAGCUGGACUUCUUUAAAACAAGCAUCCAAAUUGAUCUGGAGAAGUAUAAAGAGCAGAUUGAAUUUGGAAUUACUUCUGAGAAGCUGCUGUUUGCCUGGAAAGAGAUGGAGCAAGCUGUGGAGCUGUGUGGGCGAGAGGAUGAUGUGGAUCAGCUAGUGAAGAAGAUGAUGGCCCUGCAGACAGACAUUGUGGACCUGCAGAGAAGCCCACUAGGUCGUAAACAAGGAGGAACCCUGGAGGACUUAGAGGAGCAAGCCAGGGAGCUGUACCGGAGGCUGAGAGAGAAGCCAAGAGACCAGAGGACCAGUGGUGACAGCCAGGAAAUAGUCCGACUGCUGCUGCAGGCAAUCCAGACCUUUGAAAAGAAAGUCAGAGUCAUUUAUGCUCAGCUCAGUAAAACUGUAGUUUGCAAGCAGAAGGCACUGGAAUUGUUCCCCAGAGUGGAGAAAGUGAUGAAUCUGAUGAAUGAAGAUGAGGAAACAGUUGUUAGGCUUCAGGAGAAGCGACAGAAGGAGCUGUGGAACUUGCUGAAAAUUGCUUGUAGCAAAGUUCGUGGUCCUGUGACUGGCAGUCCGGAGAGCAUGAGCACCUCACGUCUUGCUGGCCCUGGCCAGCUGCUGCUGCAGCUCCCUUCAGGAACCUACAACUUGUCAGAAUCUGUCAGGAAAAGUGAGGAGCUGCUGCUGGAAUCACAGAAACUCUGUAGCCAACUUGAAAAUGUGAUGCACGACACAAUGAAGGAUCAGGAGCAGAGCUUCAUGGCCUUAGACUGGAGCUGGCUGCAACUCCAGGUAGAAGAAACAAACAGUCCAGAACAAACCCAGAUGUAAAAUCACUUUGGUUGCCUCUGAAGAUGUGCUGCUUCAGGAAGCCAACUGUGAAAAGCUGCUGCCUCUGAGAAGGGAAGUUCAAGUGCCUCCUUCUCUUGCCACCUGCUGCUUCUCUGACCCACGUGGCCUAGCUUUUAGUACCCACCUCUGGGACGCAUUUUCCACGAAGCCAGAGGAGGAGAUGCCUGCUGCAGCUGCUUGGGAGAAGGGCUGGAUCGUGCCUUAAGACAGCAGACUCUGUCCUGCUGCAUCUUCCCUUGGGCAUCACCUGUGGUUUGUUUUGCUGCCUUUUAAGCUUUCUGAAGAAGAAAGGCAACACCUGCAAUCAGCUUGCACAGUCAGUGGUAGAUGUCACCUUCCUAAGAGACUUGAACUGUGAACUUGGUUUCUUAACUUUGCUGAUUUGCACUUUCCCCCCAAGUGUAAUGGUUGUGCCUCCCUGAUACUUGUUUCCUGUAUGGGAACGAACCUCACACAUGUAAACUUUGAGUUUGCUUUUUGAUACUCUCAAUAACAGU
This is a messenger RNA of Dryobates pubescens (Downy woodpecker), 2856 nucleotides long. It is a transcript of the gene IKBKB, whose product is annotated as inhibitor of nuclear factor kappa B kinase subunit beta. Gene Ontology annotation, cellular component: cytoplasm; IkappaB kinase complex. The record is from RefSeq and is a predicted model, not a curated record. Lineage: Eukaryota; Metazoa; Chordata; Aves; Piciformes; Picidae. Gene Ontology annotation, biological process: tumor necrosis factor-mediated signaling pathway; peptidyl-serine phosphorylation; positive regulation of transcription by RNA polymerase II. Bases 65 to 2338 code for a protein of 757 amino acids. Gene Ontology annotation, molecular function: ATP binding; IkappaB kinase activity. The transcript is spliced from 21 exons.